AUGGUUUUUGGUGCGAUUUCAAACAUGUCCAAAAAGUGUCCUAAGAAUUUUUUUUGGACGACUAUCGGCGUGGGUGGGGCUCUUAUAGCUGCCUUUACGUACAAAGCAGUUCAAGCCCGCGAUAAGGCUGCAAAAGAUUUCGAUGACCGCGGCUUUCCUGCAAUGGCGGACUACCCCGAUCUCCGCCACCACAACAACUUGAUGGCGAAACACCUGACACCGCGCUUGUACAGCAAACUCCGCGAUAAAGUGACCUCCAGUGGAUUUACAUUGGACCAGGCCAUUCAAACUGGUGUUGACAACCCCGGCCACCCUUUCAUCCUCACUGUUGGAGCCGUUGCAGGAGACGAAGAGUCGUACGAAACUUUCGCGGACCUUUUUGAUCCGAUUAUCGAAGAGCGCCACAAUGGCUUCAAGAAAACCGAUAAGCACAAAACUGACCUGGACGCUUCUAAGAUCCGUGGCGGGAAAUUUGACGAUCAGUAUGUGUUGUCUUCGCGCGUGCGCACGGGACGAUCGAUUCGUGGGUUCAGCCUACCGCCUCACUGUUCGCGCGCGGAGCGAAGGGAAGUGGAAAACAUUGUUUGCGAAGCCUUGGACGGUCUGAAAGGUGAACUGUUUUACUUGUGAAAGAAAAAUCUGUUGCGCGUGCGGGAGAAGCACACUAAAAUGAUUCUCAAAAGCCUAGUUGUAAUUUUGUACUUAAUACAAAAUGGAAAGGGUAGGUUUGGAGAGGAAGAAGUUAAAUAAGGAUGAAAAAUCUCUAUGCAAAAAAAUAUACUUUUUCUAUGUUCACGCAAGAUCCUUAAAUUGAGUUCAUUCCAGAUCAUGAUUACGUUUUCCACACGUGGUAAUUACUGCCAGUAACGAAAUGAUUAAGCAUUCCAUAAUUGUUCGUUUUGAAAUCGCGUCACAAUGAAUUAUUUUGUGUGUUUUGACUGGUUCACAAACAUACUACUUUUGAAUAGUAAAGGAAAUUAGAAGCACCAGCCCGCCUCAGCGCAAACGUGUCUCAUGUUUUCUUAAACUUGAACUACGAAAGCGCACGUUUUUGUCCUUUUACUUUAAGGAGUAACAUGACAUGAUUCGUUGACCUCUUCACGACUUUCAGGUAACCUUUCUGGAAGCUAUUAUCCUCUGAACGGUAUGACCGCAGCCGAACAACAGCAGUUGAUUGACGAUCACUUCCUGUUUGACAAACCAGUCUCUCCACUCCUCACGUGUGCCGGCAUGGCACGUGACUGGCCUGACGCACGUGGAAUCUGGCACAACAAGGACAAGAACUUCCUUGUUUGGGUCAACGAGGAGGACCACACGCGUGUCAUUUCCAUGGAGAAAGGAGGAGACAUGCGCUCAGUGUUUGAUCGCUUUUGUCGCGGGCUCAAUGAAGUGGAAAGACUUAUCAAGCGCAGAGGACACGAGUAUAUGUGGAAUCAACACUUGGGUUAUAUCCUCACGUGUCCAUCCAAUCUUGGAACCGGUCUUAGGGCUGGAGUGCACGUCAAACUGCCCCACCUUGCCAAGGCAAGAAUGUUGCUUGUCAUAUUAACCAAGUGAAAGCUAAGUUUAAAACCCAGCGCAAAUCCUAAAACAUCAGUGGGCUAAAUAGCAAUUGAUGUGGAGUGGUUUCCAAAACGUUCCUUGAACUUAACAUUCCUUGACCUUGAGAGGUCUUUUUUACAAUAAAACAUCUGUGCACUUCCUCAGAUAUCCACUUUGCACCCUCUGCAUCCCACCAGCCUACCCCUUACGGUUACUUCUGUGCUCUUUUCGAAAUCAUGUAGGUUGUCACGGAAAAUUCUUCCAGUUGUUAGUCAAAUAUUCCCCAGAUAUCCGUGAUAUCCUAAAGAGGAAGGGUGAAGACUAUUCAAAAAGCUGGAUAAUUAUGACAUGAAUUUACGACACGCUUAUUGAGUGAUUUUUAUUAAACGUGUCUUGUUUUCUAGGAUUCAAGAUUUGGUGACAUUCUGGACAAGUUGAGAUUGCAGAAGCGCGGAACCGGUAAGAUCAAAUGUUUCCUCAAGAAAACGUAAUGUUUGUUUUUGGAGGGCGCGUGAUAUAAUCAUUUGGUUUUCAUUGAGCAUGCUUACUUGUGUUUUUUCAUUUCAGGUGGGGUUGACACGGCAGCCGUCGGAAGCACUUUUGACAUCUCCAACUCAGACCGUCUCGGUUAUUCGGAGGUGGAGCUUGUUCAGACCGUGAUUGACGGCGUCAAUCUUCUCAUCAACAUAGAGAAGAGACUGGAAAAGAACAAGAGCAUCGACGACCUCAUUCCCAAAUAAGGAGUUCGUGACGGAUGCUGGUUGCUGUUGCAUUUGCUUUGUUGCAUCGCUUGCUUACAGCUUAGGCUUGUCAAGAAACAUUGUUAAAUGAAUUGAACCGGUCACCGCGCGUGUAACGUAUUAAAGAUGACCGCUGUGCAGUUUAUCCGUGGUAGGUGUUACUUACCUGGCGGUGGGCUUACUGCACCUUGACAAGCCGCUUGAAGUUUUGAAGCAAAGAUAUGCUAUUGCGAAAAGU
This is a messenger RNA of Pocillopora meandrina, 2520 nucleotides long. Lineage: Eukaryota; Metazoa; Cnidaria; Anthozoa; Scleractinia; Pocilloporidae. The record is from the annotation of a GenBank genome assembly.